Porites lobata is the source of this 2959-nucleotide messenger RNA. NCBI's taxonomy places the organism in Eukaryota, Metazoa, Cnidaria, Anthozoa, Scleractinia, Poritidae. The record is from the annotation of a GenBank genome assembly.
AGAUAUUUGUCACAUCUUCCGCGCCCUACACGAAAGUUUGUUAAUCGCAAGCAAGAAAUUGAAGACAUUAAAAAACAUCUUCUCCUACACCCAGAAAACGACUGCAGUUGUAUCUUGGUACACGGUGCUGUUGGGAUGGGAAAAACAGCCACUGCCAUUAAAGCGGCAAAUGAGAUUCGAGAUAAUGACGAUAACACUGCUGUCGUCUACAUCAACUGCAAUGUUGUCAAUUCAUGUGAUGAUCUUGGGGCGAAGAUUUCCCAGCAAAUCUAUCAUUUCCCUUUGAAUGAGUCGACUGCAGAAGUUAAAAGGAGGCUAAUAAGUGAGAAAGAUCACCUCAUCAUAUUGCUGCUGGACAAUUUUCAAUCCUUGGACCCCCUGCAUCGCAAUGAGGAAGCUAACAUGAAUCCGGAGAUAACUAGGAUUGACGAAACAGAAGAGUUAAAAGUUAAAAAGUUCAUCACGGAAAUCAUCACAGCCUCAACUAACGUCAAGCUGCUCGUUACCUCAUCAGUGUUAGCGUAUUUUCCAGACACAUGUCAACACAUAGUAAGCCUGCAUCCGUUAGAGAAGAGUGCAUCAUUUGAGCUUCUGAAGAACACCUUUUGUGACCGUACGCUGGACGAAGAAAUUGCUUACAUAAUAGCCGAUAUUUGUGAUGGUAUUCCGCUCGCCCUUAUUUCCUUGGCUUCUUGGCAAGACCAUCCACCCGAUCUUGUGCAAAUGAUGACCAACGCCAACCCAAGGGACAAACUCAAGAAAUUUGCAGCAAUUCCUAAAACUGAUGCAACUAAGAAAAUAGACGCGUGCCUUGACGCUUGCUUUUGCAGACUUGACCAGGAUCUACGACACGCUCUUAUUUGUCUUUCGCUGUUUAAAGGACAUUUUACCAUGUCAACAGCUAAAGACGUCUUCUGUUCAGAGGGGUUGGAAGGCUACAUUCUGGAAUUGGCUAAUCGAUCUUUCUUAGAAAGAAACACAUUAGGCCCUAAAUCUCAGGGCCGGUACAGGCUUCUCGGAGUCCAAAAACUCUACUGCCAAAAAAAGGCCCAAGAAGAAGGUGCAAAACAAGAAUACGAGAACGGUCGAAAGCGUUUUAUCGACCACUUUCUCUCUCUUCUUGAAGAGGUUUUCAAGAAGUUCCUGAGCAAAAGCGCUUUUGAAGCUUGCGAUAUGUUUCGUCAGGAAGUGGAAAACAUCAUGCAACUUCUCGACUGGUUCAAGAGUGACGUCAUGGACGACGAACAAAGACGAAGCUGUAUUGAUGUGUUCAACAAAGCAGCCGAGCUACUUGCAAAGAUGAUGGGGAAGAAGCGAUUUAAUGCGGUUUUUAAUACUCUGAAAGACAAGUGCCUACAGUUGCAAGAUGGAAAAAGGUUAAGUGAUUGUCUUACUUCACUAGGGAUAAAAGAGGCAUUCAGUUGUUUCUUUUCCCCUCAUCUGUCCCUUGAAGCUGGAGAGAGAGCUAAAGAUUACUUUAUGAAAGCCGAUAGAAUCCAGAGCGACCUUCCAAUUAAUACCGGUAACAGCAGAGCCCAGUGCCUUGCCAAAUAUGGCCGUUGUCUCUCUAUAGAUGGCGAAUUUGGCAAAGGAAAGGAGAUGAUUAAUAAAGCAAUCGAUAUUCGUAAGGGGCAUGGCGAACAGGAUAGCGUCAUGUUAGGUGCAACAUACAACGACUUAGCAGGUGAGCCUAAGUUCUUCCUGCACACAGGGAGUCCUCGACAUCGUACCAGGGUCCUCUCCCUUCCGCCCUCGAGAAAUAAGGGUGAAGAAGUUGUAUCUUAGAUAAGGAGGGGAUCCAGAACACCGAAGGAAAGUUAGCCUAUGAACAGGCUUUCUGUUUGGGAAAAGUGUGAAAAAGUCGCGAGGAGAGGGAGGGGAAAGGGUGAGAGCCUGUAGACAAACACUUUCCCCGAACAGAGAGCCUGUUCACAGACUAAAGGAAAGUUGAAAGCCUGAGGCACAAGGCGUUAAGUUCUUUCCUAGCUCCCUCCCUACAGGGAUGGUUGAUCCCAGCGGCUGGCUAUCUUACCGUGCGGGCUUUGUCCAAACAGAAUCGGUUAUGAAUAUACUAAACUUUAACAUGAAGUUUCAACUCAGUGUGAUUCUCGAUUUCCUAUGUCUGCUAGCCUGAAACUAUUUUAGCCUAAUUUCAUUUUAACCUUCUACAGAUACAAACCACGAGCCCAUGACCCAACCUCGUCCCCAGGGCGCUUUUACCUGGCUUUGGAGGUGGGACGAGGUUGCCCAUGACCCGGAGUGAGCAAGAGCGGACCUUCUAUUUUCGCGGGAAAACUAAAAUGUAUCUAAACACAAACCGGUUGGCGAAAGCGCCUCCCCCCCCCCCCCCUCACCUGCCCUCACAGGCAUAGGCGUAGAUAAAAGCUUUGCUCGCUCCAGGUUAUGCCAAGGGCUCCUAUACACUAUACAAACUCGUUACAUAUUUUCAUGAUUUUCAUGUUGAUAAUGACAUGGUAAUGUGCUACGUUAAUUGGAAUAACUUGUUUGAAAAACCUACAAGAACAAUAAAUCCAGCGACGAAACUGUGAAUUUCUCCUGUGUUCUAGUUGUCCUCUCCCUGGAAGCAGCACAUCAACGAGAACGAGAACGAGCCAAUGCACUUUUCCGAGAAGCCGUAAAAUUCAGAACACAUGAAACGCUUCCAAUAUACAGAGAAAAGCUGGGCAAUCAUCCUUUUACAGCUACCAUCCUAAACAACCUGUCCAAAAACUACCGUGCUCUGGAGGAGUUCGAAGACGCUAAAAAGUGUUCAGAGGAAGCGCUGAAAAUUCGGCGGGUAUUCCUUCAGGAGCACACGGAAACAGCUUUAUCUCUAUUUGAGGUUGCAAUGGUUCUUAAGGAAACGGACGAGUUACAGGCAGCGAAAACUAACUUUGAGCAGUGUUUAGCCAUGCAGGAGAAGGUGCUGGAUGAGAAACACAAGGAUCUCGAAAGGUAA